AUGUAGAGAGAUGGGAACCCAUUUUUCUAAACGAGUUGGAGGAGGAGGAGGAGGGCAUCACAAUGGAGUUUUAUCGGGACACGAAAUUAUGGCAUAUGCCUUUUUAUCAGGAACUCAGUGUCGACCACAGCGGAAACUUACCAUAAAGCUUGAACCCAGUGUUAGACAUGACAAUAAAUCAGUUCAUGUACCCUCACUUUCCCGUUCUCCCUCACCACUGAGCUACAGAAGGAAUCAAGGGGUUUCGAGAUACCAAGAAAAGUAUAAUACAGAAAAUAUUUCUGAAGAAGAGAGUUCUAGCAGUUCAGACUGCUCUGGGAAAACAGAAACUGAUGGGCCGUCCAGUAACAUUGAAAUAGAUUUCAGUAUAGAGGCGGAAAGUGAACUUGAAUCUGAUAGUGGAAUAUCAAUCAACCUCAGCCAUUUCGAUACAGAUCUUGCCUCUCAGGCCCGCCGCGGCGAGGAUCGAGCUUUCCCAGUUUUACAUAUACCCCCUCCUCCUCCAGUCACACCUCCUCCUACAGAUUUACAAACAGCUCUCAGGGUACAUUUCCAAGAUGAGUUCUGUGAGUGGUAUGAACCUGGAGGGAAGAAGACAAGAGGACACAACAGAAGAAAGAGUAGUACAAGAAGCCUGCACCAAAAGCUUGUAGUUUCUAAAAAUAAUAUUAGAAAAGCUACAAAGUUAGAUAUGGAUGACAGGGCUAAAAUGCUUCAAUAUUUUACUAGAACCAACGAAGAACAUGGAGCUAUACAGAUUGAGGAACUUUUCCAGAAUAGCUGGAGAAUACCUAUGUAUGGACAGAGGUUACCGACAGUUAUCACAGUUCAGGCUCCAGCUGGGAUAGGAAAAAGUUCAAUGCUCAAAUACAUGUGUCUCAAAUGGAGCAAUCGGGAACUAUGGCUUGAAAAUUUUGAUUUUCUCAUCUUUAUUGAAUGCAGAACCUUGAACCAUAUUGGAAGCAUGUCAAGCAAAGAGUUUAUUUGUAAACUUCUUCACGAGUCAGCAAAAAAAGCAGAUCCAUCUAUAGACGUUUUCAGUGAAAUUCUUCAUUUUGCUGGAGUUGGUCGUCUUCUUUUUUUACUUGACGGCCUAGAUGAGAUUACAGAUGUGGCAAACUUGACAAAUCUGAAUCCAAAAUACACAGUUGACGAAGUUCUCACACCUAUUGAGCUAACACAAUCAAUUCUCUGUGGAAGGUUGGCCCCAGGUGCCCAUGUCAUUGUAACUUCGAGACCUCACACGCUAACCUAUCUACAGUCUAGCCGUUGGUUUAAUACGCUCAAUAAGAAGAUGUUAGCUCUAGAUAUUCAAGGACUUUCAGAAGAGGGAGUUUGUGCAUUUAUUCACAGCUUUGUCGAGAAUAAGAUUUCAACAGACGAUUUUGAGAUACCUUGUACCGAGCUCUGUCCCUGCAGAAGUCUACAGCAGCGAGCACUGUCUGAUAGAUAUAUAUUCUCGCUUGCCAGUAAUCCAUUCUAUCUGUGGCUUCUUUGUACAAUUUUCUACGAAGCAGGUGAGGGUUAUGUGCCCCGUACACUAACUCAGCUCUACACAUGGGUUAUUCUUGUAUUCUCAAACCAAUGGCAUGGAAAGGGAGAGAUGAAAUUAGAUAUUGAAACAACAGAAUUUCUAAAGGGGUUCUCUAAGCUCUGUUACAACCUGGUUCAGUUUGGAACUAUUAAGAUGUCUGCAUAUCUGGGAUCUGGUGGAGACACAAUUCAUUUUCCUGCUUUAGAUAUUACCUUGGAUAGAUCUAGGGCGCAAACUUACGGUAUGAUGGUUGUAUCUAAAGACCAGGAGGAAGUUGAAUGUGAAUUUAGACAUCUAUCUCUAGCAGAAUAUCUUUCUGCUAUUCAUAUUCAUACUACAGGGGAACCACUGCGAGGGUUUGCUAAAGAUAGAAAAGAAUUGAUUUUGCAAUAUCUUUCUGGACUCGCUUCAUCAGCAGUUUCCAACGACCAGAAGGUUGUGGAACACUUUUUAGCGGCCCUCGGUGCACCAAGUUGUCGACGUGACCCCCUGUUCUAUCUAUCUAUCAUCCAGAAGAUGAGAGGAGAAUGGUAUAACCAGGAAGGAUUACAGAAACAAAUGCUGUUUAUGAGAUGUGUUUACGAAAGUCAGGUUGAUCAUCUGACAUUGUUUCCGUUUCCUGGACUCAAGAUUAUAAACAUACGAGGAAACGCUCUGCUAACCCUGGAUCUAAUAAUCAUCAAUCAUUUUAUUAUUAGACUUCAGUCUGAUAAUAAUCUUCUAGAACUUUCUCUCAGAGACCAACUGCUUGAACCUAGUGGACUGCGUGCUAUUCUGCCCUGCUUUCAUCUCGUUCGAACAAUUCGUCUGAAUGGGUCUCGCUUUGAUAAUUUUUGUGUCAAGAAACUUAUUGAUAUUGCGACAGAGGUUCGUGGAAAUCUGAGAGAAUUGUAUGUUCAUGAAAUGAGCAAAAAGAUUGACGAAGACGCAGUUGAACAAUUGAAGACAACUUGUAAAUCCAGAGGAAUUAAAACUAAUGUAUAAUCUUACAUUGUGAUUUUUUUCACUGACAUUUUUAUGUUGGUUAAGUUCAAAAUAUUUAAUUAAUUAAUUUCUAGAAUUUUAUCCUUCUUUUAUCAUUUUAAUUUUGAAGAUGUAGAUGCAUGGCAGUAUUUUAAAAUGCUGCAAUGAAAAAACACAAAAUAUUUUUUUAAUAGCUACUGGAAUUACUGAUUUUUCAAUUUACAAAAAUGCCAGUAAAUAAUAUCACACAAUACUUGGGUGCCAAUUUUUCUACAUUUUGAUAGAUGAAUUAUUCUACACAUGUAUCACAUGCUCAUUUAUUAAUAAAUAUAUAGCUUGCUUCUAAUCUCUCACUGUACAAAAUUAAAAAUAAAUGUUUUUUAGUAAAUUA
Messenger RNA from Eurytemora carolleeae, 2888 nucleotides. Its product is annotated as NACHT, LRR and PYD domains-containing protein 12. The transcript is spliced from 27 exons. Bases 11 to 2518 code for a protein of 835 amino acids. Gene Ontology annotation, cellular component: cytoplasm. The record is from RefSeq and is a predicted model, not a curated record. NCBI's taxonomy places the organism in Eukaryota, Metazoa, Arthropoda, Copepoda, Calanoida, Temoridae.